ACAUCAUUAUCAUUGUUGUUCUUUUAAUCUCUAAAGCCGGCCGUGGUGACCAACGCCAUGCAGCGUCCGGAAGAGUUUAGGAUCCCGCCCCAUUCGACCCCGUGUGAGUACGUGAAACCGGCUCUAGAAACAGGUAAUAUUUUAACCGAACCAAUUGGUUACAUAGAGUCAUGUUUCUCAGCUAAGAAUGGUACUCCGAGGCAGCCAACCAUUUGCAGUUUGUCACGUGCUUGUUUGAGGAUAAGAAAAAGUGUCUUUAACAAUCCUGAACAUUCUGUAAUGGGCUUAGAACAGUUUUCACAUGUUUGGGUUUUGUUUGUUUUUCAUAAAAAUGGUCAUUUGAGUUGUAAGGCGAAAGUGCAGCCUCCUCGGUUGAAUGGUACGAAGACUGGCAUCUUCUCCACAAGGAGUCCUCAUCGUCCUAAUGCCAUUGGACUUACUCUUGCCAAACUGGACAAAGUAGAAGGAGGAGCCAUAUACCUUUCUGGAAUUGACAUGAUAAAUGGUACACCUGUUCUGGACAUAAAACCAUACAUAGCUGACUAUGAUUCACCACAGGAUAUGAUUGAACCUUUGGAUGAGCUCAGUUUACAAGAAGGGGAACAGAAACAGAAAGACUUGCCUCACUCAAAUCAGAGUUCAAGUAGAGAUGGAGAACAGACUGACCUCCAUCAGCUGAAGGAAGGUAUAGACAAUAGGUUAAAUGCAAUGGAAGGAGAUGAAGCUACACAAGAAAACUGUUCAGGGAUUGGGCACCGUUCUGGCAGGGGUGUCAGGGCCUCUGGCAGUUGUGUUCCAUCCUGGGUGAAAGAUUCUCCUGUGACUCCUUUAGAAGUCCGGUUUACACCUCAUGCGGAAAUGGAUCUUGAACGCUUUAGUUCAGAAGAUGAUACAGAUGUCAAUAGAACUUCAUUUAAAUAUUUUCGAUCAGUGAAAGAGGCAAAGCGUGCCAUUACUGCUGUAUUAGCAGCUGAUCCCCGGUCUGUGUAUCGAAGGAAACAUUGCCAAGACCGUCUUUUCUACUUUUCCAUGGACACGGCACACAUUACUUGCUGGUUUGGUGAUGGGUUUGCAGAAGUGUUAAGGAUCAAGCCCACUGACACUGCUGAGAAUACAGUUUGGCAGUGUUCGUGACAAUCAGCUCCAUUUUAAGUAAUAACAGAACAGGUAAACCUGCCUUAGGAACUUCCUCCUGAUCAUCCUGUGGAAUGGCUCCGUGGGGAGGAAGCCUUUGGGCUUUCCUUCUUUUUCUUCCCCUUCAUUUGGCUCCUUCCUGGAUUUGCUCUCAUUCAGAUAUCAACCCUUUGUUUUUCACUUGAGUCUGGAAUAGUCCAGGGUAGAGUCAGGUGACGAUGGAUAGUAAUGGUAAGGAAGGAGGAGGAGGAGGAUAAGCCCCCGACAACUUCCCCCUCAGCUUCAACUACUGCCGUUGGCUCCCCUGGUUUCAGUAGUUAGCCCAUAGGCUGACUUCUCACCCAACCCACACACCUGUUCUUUGAAGAAAGCAAAGAUGGAACAUCUAUGGGAAGGAGCUUAUUCUACCCUGGCUGACGUCCUUUUUAUUUACUAAUAUACCAACAAACUUUUAUUAGUAGUAAACCACCCCCAAAAAACCCCAACCAAACAAAAAACCCUUAGAUAACAUUAAAACAUUUGUACUUGGGAGACUGCCUUCUGUUAAUUUAGUUAAUAAGCAUUUAUUAAGCACCAGGUACCAUGCCAGGCAUUAUGUACAAUGAUUUUGCAGUAUAUAAAGCAAGAAAUGCUGGUCAGAAGAAAUAGGUGGUGAGAGUGGAAAGGACAGUAAAUUUGGGGAAGAAAUGAAAAGCAUAGAGAGUGGGGAAUUAGCCUGACAGAAGACUGUCCCUGUAGGUAUGUAGCAGCAGGGACUCCUUAGUUGGUCUAUUCUAGAUACUUAGUCCCUGUUUUUUAUCUUCUGUCACUCGUCAGGUGGGGAGAAGGUCCCUGUCUCAGGUAUAGGGGCAAAGCUCUUCCUGUUGUCCAAAGAGACGUUGUUACAUAUGGCAGUUAGAUACUAAUAGUACUAUUUGUACAGUAUCAUAUGCCAGGUAUAUUAUUUGUUAAAUAUGCUCUUGUGCAUUUUUCUUAUAGUCCAUCCAUGGUUAUUGCAAACGAAGGAAGCACAUCUUACAGUUCUCACUGCUUUUGUUUCUUUUGUUCAAAAUGGUUG
This is a messenger RNA of Dromiciops gliroides (monito del monte), 2191 nucleotides long. It is a transcript of the gene TRMO, whose product is annotated as tRNA methyltransferase O. The transcript has 5 exons. The record is from RefSeq and is a predicted model, not a curated record. NCBI's taxonomy places the organism in Eukaryota, Metazoa, Chordata, Mammalia, Microbiotheria, Microbiotheriidae. The coding region runs from base 58 to 1134 and encodes 358 amino acids.